AUGGCGGCGGCCGCUGCAGCGGUGGGUGUCAGGCUCCGAGACUGCUGCAGCCGGGGCGCUGUGCUCCUGCUCUUCUUUUCCCUAUCCCCUCGGCCCCCGGCCGCCGCCGCCUGGCUACUGGGCCUGCGGCCCGAGGACACCGCCGGAGGCCGCGUGUCCCUAGAGGGGGGCACCCUGCGCGCCGCGGAAGGCACCAGCUUCCUCCUGCGAGUCUAUUUCCAGCCCGGGCCCGCGGCGCCCGCGGCGCCGGUACCUGCACCCACCUUUUCCCCGGGGGAGAACAGCACCGGCGACUGGGCUCCACGACUCGUGUUUAUCGAGGAGCCUCCGGGAGGGAGCGGCGCGGCGCCCAGCGCUGUGCCCACGCGCCCCCCGGGGCCGCAGCGCUGCCGCGAGCAGAGCGACUGGGCAUCGGACGUGGAGGUCCUGGGGCCCCUGCGCCCCGGAGGCGUGGCGGGCUCAGCCCUAGUCCAGGUGCGGGUGCGGGAACUCCGCAAGGGCGAGGCGGAGCGAGGCGGCGCGGGCGGUGGCGGGAAGCUCUUCUCGCUGUGCGCCUGGGACGGGCGCGCCUGGCACCACCACGGCGCCGCCGGCGGCUUCCUGCUGCGCGUCCGCCCGCGGUUGUACGGCCCCGGCGGGGACCUGCUGCCCCCCGCCUGGUUGCGGGCGCUCGGAGCACUCCUGCUGCUCGCCCUGUCUGCCCUGUUCAGCGGCCUACGCCUGAGCCUGCUCUCGCUGGACCCGGUGGAGUUACGGGUGCUGCGGAACAGCGGCUCGGCCGCCGAGCAGGAGCAGGCGCGCCGAGUGCAGGCCGUGCGCGGCAGGGGGACCCAUCUGCUCUGCACCCUGCUCCUGGGCCAAGCCGGAGCCAACGCGGCCCUGGCGGGCUGGCUGUACGCCUCGCUGCCGCCGGGCGUCGGGGGCACCGGGGAGGACUACGGCGACGCGGGAAUUCACUUCCCGUGGCUGCCGGCGCUCGUGUGCACCGGCGCGGUGUUCCUGGGCGCCGAGAUCUGCCCCUACUCCGUGUGUUCGCGGCACGGGCUGGCCAUCGCCUCGCACAGCGUGUGCCUGACCCGGCUUCUGAUGGCGGCCGCCUUCCCCGUGUGCUACCCACUGGGCCGCCUGCUCGACUGGGCGCUGCGCCAGGAGAUCAGCACCUUCUACACGCGGGAGAAGCUGCUGGAGACGCUGCGAGCCGCGGACCCUUACAGCGACCUGGUCAAAGAGGAGCUCAACAUCAUCCAGGGCGCCCUGGAGCUGCGCACCAAGGUGGUGGAGGAGGUGCUGACCCCCCUCGGGGACUGCUUCAUGCUGCGCUCCGACGCGGUGCUGGAUUUCGCCACCGUCUCCGAGAUCCUGCGCAGCGGUUACACGCGCAUCCCCGUAUACGAGGGCGACCAGCGGCACAACAUUGUGGACAUUCUGUUUGUCAAGGACUUGGCCUUCGUGGACCCCGACGACUGCACGCCGCUCCUCACUGUCACCCGCUUCUACAACCGGCCCCUACACUGCGUCUUCAACGAUACCCGGCUGGACACGGUGCUGGAGGAAUUUAAGAAGGGAAAGUCUCACCUGGCCAUUGUCCAGCGGGUGAAUAAUGAGGGAGAAGGGGACCCCUUCUAUGAGGUGAUGGGCAUCGUCACACUGGAGGACAUCAUAGAGGAGAUCAUCAAGUCGGAGAUCCUGGAUGAAACUGACCUCUACACAGACAAUCGGAAAAAGCAGAGGGUCCCACACAGGGAGAGGAAGCGGCACGACUUCUCCUUGUUUAAGCUUUCCGACUCGGAGAUGAGGGUGAAGAUCUCACCGCAGCUUCUGCUGGCCACGCACCGCUUCAUGGCCACAGAAGUGGAGCCGUUUAAGUCUCUGUACCUCUCGGAGAAGAUCCUGCUCCGGCUCUUGAAACAUCCCAACGUGAUUCAGGAGCUGAAGUUUGAUGAGAAGAACAAGAAGGCCCCAGAACACUACCUCUAUCAGCGCAACCGCCCCGUGGACUACUUUGUGCUGCUUCUGCAGGGUAAAGUGGAGGUGGAGGUUGGUAAGGAAGGCCUUCGCUUCGAGAACGGAGCCUUCACCUACUAUGGUGUCCCAGCCAUCAUGACCACUGCUUGCUCAGAUAACGAUGUGCGGAAGGUUGGAAGUCUGGCUGGAUCCUCUGUCUUUCUAAACCGGUCCCCUUCCCGCUGCAGUGGGUUGAACCGCUCGGAGUCUCCGAACCGUGAGCGCAGCGACUUUGGGGGGAGCAACACCCAGCUAUGCAGCAGCAGCAACAACCUCUACACGCCCGACUACUCGGUCCACAUCCUCAGCGACGUGCAGUUCGUGAAGAUCACACGGCAGCAGUACCAGAACGCGCUCACCGCCUGCCACAUGGAGAGCUCACCCCAGUCCCCCGACAUGGAGGCCUCCACGACCCGGGGCACACCCCAGACUCCCAAGGAUGACCCUGCGGCCACCCUCCUGAGCCACCGGAGCAGCCUGCCGUGCAGCCGCUCAGAUGGGCUGAGAAGCCCCGGCGAGGUCGUGUACCUGCGGAUGGAGGAGAUGGCCUUCACCCAGGAGGAAAUGACCGACUUUGAGGAGCAGAACACGCAACAGCUCUCGCUGUCUCCUGCCGCUGUGCCCGCUAGAGCAGCAUCAGAUAGUGAAUGUUGUCAUAUCAACCUGGACACAGAGACCAGCCCCUGCAGCAGCGACUUGGAGGAAACCAUGGGCAAGAAGUUGCUGAGAACCUUGAGUGGUCGAAAAAGGAAGAGGUCACCAGAUGGAGAGAGAACCUCUGAGGAGAACUCCAACUUAACGCCUCUCAUCACAUGACAGGGCUAUCGGCAUCCACUGGGGGCGUGAGAUUCCAGAGCUCUGGGGAGAACCCAUCCUCCCGUCGUCUGCUUCUCCCCAAGGCCUCCCACUGGUGACAGAGCGUACUGCUUUCUUUACCACCUCUUCACCCCUAGCCGUCAGUGUGGCAGAUUUUCUCUCAUCACCUCCAGUUUGACUCAGAGCCUUGCGGUGGCUGUGACGGAAAGAGGUGCCUCAAUGGAACAUGCUAAAAAUGAUCUCGUCCACAGCACAGUCUGGGACUGCAGAAGAAAUGACCCCAGGCUGACAAUGCCACUCUAGGACCCCUGAUGCACUUCCUGUUCCUUGGUGUCCCUUGGCACCAUAUUUCAUGCUUCCCUUAGGUCAAAAGGUGCCACUGGCAGGUGAGAACAAAGGAGGCUGGGGCAGCAGGUAGGAGAGUUAGUUCGGGAGACGUACCAAGAAUUUCUCCAGAACAUUAGAGCAGCGGGACUCAGUCAUGCUGCCAUGUGACGUUACAGGACAGAAAACUGUUGGUGACCAGUUUCCUGUUAGAAGAGGGUUCCAGCAGCCUGGGAGGUGUGUCUCAGCUGGAAUGAAAAGAAUGUAAGAUGGAACCUCAAGUCACUGUAUUUCCCAGGGACACAUCUGUUUUGGCUCCUGAUUAGUAGUCAUCAGUCCAUCAGUAAAUCUGCUCUGGAAGAGGAGGAGCAAGGAGAAGAGAAACCCAUUUGGGAGCCAGAGAUGGAACUUCAGGUUUUAAAUUCCAAAUAUAUAUAUAUAUAUGUGGAAAAGUUUUAGCCAUGAAAAGCCAAAGAGUGCCCAGGUCAGCCAAGAAGGAUGCAAGCUCUCAUGCAGCUUCAGUGUGUAUUACACUGGAACAUUGAAGAAUCACUCUUCUGUUUUUGUCCAUUCCUCCACCCCCACCCUUUCCUCCACUCCAUCAAAUCAGCUGAGUGUACUUUAUUCCUAGAACAUACCAGAUCUCUGAAUAAAGUACCAGAGAGAGCUGGUACAUUCAACACCAUUUUCACCUGAUGUCGGGCUUCCGUUGUGGCUCAGCUGGUGAAGAUCCGCCUGCAAUGCGGGAGACCUGGGUUCGAUUCCUGGGUUGGAGAUCCCCUAGAGAAGGGAAAGGAUACCCACUCCAGUAUUCUGGCCUGGAGAAUUUCAUGGACUGUGUAGUCCAUGGGGUCGCAAAGAAUCCUUCGUAUGCAACUGAGCAACUUGAACCUCACUUCACUUCACUUGGGACAGGUGCAAUUCCAAGCAUAACCACCAGAUGGCAGGAUGACUGCACAGACCUGCUUGAAGAGUAAACUGAUGAGAAACCACAGAGCCAGCCUUACAGAAUGUGUGGAAGGAAGUGAAGGUUGUCUUUGGGACACCUGUAUCCCUUUCUGAUGUAUAUCCCACCCACUGGGUUCCCUAGAUCAGGAAUCCAGUAAUCCAGUGCUCAUCUCAAAACCAUUCCCUAACUUUUCUUUGGGGAUGUAAUUCUCAGGCUUCCCUCAUCUUCCUCCAAAACCAUUACUCCCACUUCCCCAAACCCAUUCAAUCAAUAAUCACAUAGAGGGUGGAGAGACUGAUAAUUCCUCUGGGUUAUUUGCAUCUCAAAAGAAAAUGCUUACCCACGGGAACCUUUACCUCAGGGGUUCUUAACUUGGGGUCCGUCACUCCAGGGGGUCCAUUGUUGGACUUCAGAGGGUCUAUGAAACCCCUAACUCUGUCAGAAUUUAGUGUCUGCCUUCUUAUGUGUGUUUUCCAGAGGGCUAAAGCUUUCAUACGAUUCUAAAAGUUCUCAGACCCACAGAGUAUUAAAAUCCACUGUUUAACUAGUGGAACUUUCAGCCCAGAGUUUCUGCAAUGCAGAAUGAAGUGAAUACUUGGUAGUUUGAGACAGAUUUUUAGUUGUAAAUGGUCUUCCCAAGUGUCCAUCAAAUCCGUGGCGAAAGCUGGCACCCACCAAGUGGAAGUCGUCAGAAGUCCUUGGCAUACCCUAUGGUAUUUACAGCGUACACCCACGUAACUUGGUCCCCACCAAACCCCAACAGGUGUCUGCAGACAGGAGGGGCACAGCAUGUGGAAGUGGACUUUGCCUUUUUCAGCAGUGUAUUAUUGACUUCACAUCCUUUGCCUGGCCCUGCCUGAGGCUCAGCAGUGCAUGACUUCUCGUAAAUAACUCACAGCUACCACCCACCCCCAACACCUACCCUUGCCUGGCAGAAACAGCCAAAGUGUCAGCCCUUGGUGCUGGGUGCCUCUGACCCAAACCGGUGAAUGCUGUUUCAAACAAGGUGUGCAGUCACGCAGUCUUCUUGCCCAGCUGGCCACUGGCCCAAGGGUUCCGCCUGGCUAGUCUUCCUUUCAUUACCCCUUAGGCCACUGCUGUUGCUUUACACCCGUCUCUUUGCAAAAUCCCUAAGGAGCCUGUCACCACUCCUGCCCCUUUACCCAACCCCAUCCCAAGAUUUUCUUCAGGUUACAAAAAAAAGUUAAAAAAAAAAAAAGAGGAUUUUGAAAUAAAGUAUU
Molecule: messenger RNA, 5334 nt
Organism: Dama dama (fallow deer)
Lineage: Eukaryota; Metazoa; Chordata; Mammalia; Artiodactyla; Cervidae
Gene: CNNM1
Product: cyclin and CBS domain divalent metal cation transport mediator 1
Exons: 11
Coding region: 1-2820 (939 amino acids)
Biological process (GO): magnesium ion homeostasis; transport
Cellular component (GO): plasma membrane
Molecular function (GO): transmembrane transporter activity
Source: RefSeq, a predicted model, not a curated record